UGCUCAGAACUCUCCUCCUUUGGAAGGACCUGCAAGAUACUGGCAGCAGUACGAGGAGCUGGAUGGAGAUGUGCUGUGUUAUCCUUCUACAUUACCAAGCCCGGCUCCCUCUGGUGGUGGAUACUUCUCUGAGCCACUUUCCAAUCAAACUCCAACUGCCUGUGAGAGGAGCGAGCAGCCGAAGUUUAAUUUCUCUCUGCGUCGUCUCAGCUCACCACAGCUGUCAUCACCUCUUUAUAAACCCAUUGAUCAGAGCCACUCCUCCUUGCCAUCAUUUCCUAAACUUGGACUAUUGUCCAGAACAUGCAGGGCUCUACAGAGGCGCUGCACCAUCACCGGGGAUUCAGUGUCAUAUAAUGAACACAGCAGACUCACCUGCCACAAUGCUGUCUCUGCUUCUGUGCCUGAAGAACCGAUCCCUCUAGUUCCACUAACCUACGGCUCCCAUGAAAUCUGCCAAAAGUCUGUAUCACCCAAACCCUGCCUCCAUUUCACCAUGGCCUUCUCCAAGGAGCGACAGACCCUGGUAGUCACUGUCCUCAGCCUCAGUGGGACGUUUCACAGACUGGAGGAUGUGUCUGUACUGGGCAGUCUGCCGCCCCUCUUUCCAUGUCCCAUACAGGCCUCCAUUCACAGCAGCCUGAGCUCAGAGGCACACAGACUGGUGCUGCAUUUGAGGGUGAACUCAGUGAAUGAGCUUCAGAGAUGCACUUUCAGAGCAGCUGUGUACACACGCCAACCACAUGGUCUGGGCAGCACCACCCUGGGUGAACUGGACGCUGGUUGUGGAGGGAAAGACUGGUUGGCAGGGCGUCCUUUUCACUUCACAAAGAAACUGCACCCCAACAAGUGGACAUCCCGACAGACCUUGGUCUCCCAGGAUGUGUCAGUGCUCAGGGGAGGUUCUAGCUUUCAACCACAGAUCCUCGUUUCACUUCAGUACCAAUCUGUAGAACAUCGGAUCAAAACCUCUGUCCUCAGAGCAGAUAACCUGGACAAACUCCUCCAUACCCCUGCAGCAUCAGAUUAUCAAGUUGUGGUCAAUCUACAUCGUGAGGGAACUGUGAUCAGCAGCAGAGAAACUGAGCAGGUGUCCUCUGCUGUGUGGAACUCCUCGUUCCUGUUUGACCUUCCUCCAGGAGACAUCAGUCAGCUGCCCCUCACGCUCCAGUACAUAAUCGUUCAGAGACAAAUCCAUUCAGACAGCCGAGCUCUGGGCCGAGUCCUCCUCGGUCCGACAGCUGCAGAUGCAGCCGCUGCUCACUGGAGAGAAAUGUGCAGCUCGCAGAAGGAGCAGAGUCGCUGGCACCGGGUUCCACCAGAACUCACAUGAAGCUUUGAAACAUGUUCUAAAAACUGUCUUCACUGCCACUACAGCUACAAGAGAUGGAUUUGUGAGUAACGAGCGUCAAAACGCUACACCAGCCUGUCUGUAGAAUA
Cynoglossus semilaevis (tongue sole) is the source of this 1440-nucleotide messenger RNA. RefSeq lists its product as uncharacterized. The coding region runs from base 497 to 1333 and encodes 278 amino acids. Gene Ontology annotation, biological process: vesicle fusion; calcium ion-regulated exocytosis of neurotransmitter. Gene Ontology annotation, molecular function: clathrin binding; SNARE binding; calcium-dependent phospholipid binding. Gene Ontology annotation, cellular component: axon; plasma membrane; synapse. Lineage: Eukaryota; Metazoa; Chordata; Actinopteri; Pleuronectiformes; Cynoglossidae. The record is from RefSeq and is a predicted model, not a curated record. The transcript has 4 exons.